Molecule: messenger RNA, 798 nt
Organism: Misgurnus anguillicaudatus (oriental weatherfish)
Lineage: Eukaryota; Metazoa; Chordata; Actinopteri; Cypriniformes; Cobitidae
Source: RefSeq, a predicted model, not a curated record
AGAAGCACAGAGGGAGGAAAAAAGAGAAGAAUGGAGGAGAACAGAGACACAGGGAGGAGAACAGAAAAAGGAGAACAGAAAGAGGAGAACAGAGACACAGGGAGGAGAACAGAGGUAAAGAGAGGGGAACAGAGAGAGGAGAACAGAGACGAAGAGAGGAGAACAAAGAGAGGAGAACAGAGACGAAGAGAGGAGAACAAAGAGAGGAGAACAGAGACGAAGAGAGGAGAACAAAGAGAGGAGAACAGAGACGAAGAGAGGAGAACAAAGAGAGGAGAACAGAGACGAAGGGAGGAGAACCAACAGAGGAGAACAGAGACAAAGGGAGGAGAACAGAGAGAGGAGAACAGAGACGCAGGGAGGAGAACAGAGAGAGGAGAACAGAGACACAGGGAGGAGAACAGAAAAAGGAAAACAGAAAGAGGAGAACAGAGACACAGGGAGGAGAACAGAGGUAAAGAGAGGGGAACAGAGAGAGGAGAACAGAGACGAAGAGAGGAGAACAAAGAGAGGAGAACAGAGACGAAGGGAGGAGAACCAACAGAGGAGAACAGAGACGAAGGGAGGAGAACAGAGAGAGGAGAACAGAGACGAAGGGAGGAGAACAGAGAGAGGAGAACAGAGACGCAGGGAGGAGAACAGAGAGAGGAGAACAGAGACGAAGGGAGGAGAACAGAGAGAGGAGAACAGAGACAAAGGGAGGAGAACAGAGAGAGGAGAACAGAUACAAAGGGAGGAGAACAGAGAGAGGAGAACAGAGGUGAAGAGAGGAGAACAGAGAGAGGAGAACAGAGGUGA